AUGAGCAACGAGGAAGUGAGAGAAAAAUACAUACGGGAAUUUCGGCCCAGAGAAUACCCGGGGGCAAUGAAAGGGAUCCCCGACGUGCACUCCUUUUACCAGAAGGAGCUUCACUUCAUCUUCAACUCUCCUAUGUCCGACUCCUGGCGAACGCUUCUGGACGUUGGGUGUGGGCCCACUGUUGCCAACGUCUUCCCGGCGACAAGAAAGAAGAUUCAGAGCAUUGUCUUCAGUGACUUGGUGCCCAGAAACCGAGAGGAAGUAGAAAAGUGGAUUCGAAGGGCUUCGGAAGCCAUGGACUGGUCCUUCAUGAGCGAACCACUGGCCAUCUUGGAAGGAUGCAAGAACGUAAAGAACGGAGCCAGGGACAUCGAAGAAAGGACACGCGCAGCCGCCAAGAAAGUGAUCCCCUGCGACGUCCUGGACCCUAAUGUCCUCCCCGAAGAACACAAGGAAGCCUUCGACGUCGUCCUUUCCAGCCUUUGCCUCGAGGCGGCGAGUCGGGAUGAAAGCACCUACCGGGCAGUCACUCGGAACGUCUCAAGCCUGAUUCGCCAGGGAGGGCACCUGAUACUGUGCGGCAUUGCAGGAUCGAUCGAGUACACCGUCGGCGAUGCUACGUUCCCGGACCUUGGCCUGACUAAGGCCAUGGUAGAAAAUGCGCUAAGUGGAUCGGGGAUCGAGGUGAAACGCUGGAGCUCGCUUGACAAGCCCAUGUCUUCGGACAGCCCGAAAUAUUGGGAUUUCGCGUUCGUCGUCCUAGCCGAAAAGCUUUAG
Messenger RNA from Ixodes scapularis (black-legged tick), 777 nucleotides. Its product is annotated as nicotinamide N-methyltransferase-like. Gene Ontology annotation, molecular function: N-methyltransferase activity. The transcript is spliced from 3 exons. The record is from RefSeq and is a predicted model, not a curated record. NCBI's taxonomy places the organism in Eukaryota, Metazoa, Arthropoda, Arachnida, Ixodida, Ixodidae. Gene Ontology annotation, cellular component: cytosol. The coding region runs from base 1 to 777 and encodes 258 amino acids.